AUGGCUGGUCAAAUUAAACUUGAGUGUUGUGGAAGAACAAUGCGGUAUUUUCUUGUUGGAAGUAAUCCUGCAGAAACCAAAUACCGUGUUUUGAAAAUAGAUCGCACUGAACCAAAGGAUUUGGUUAUAAUUGAUGAUAAGCAUGUGUAUACACAACAAGAGGUGAGGGAACUUCUUGGCCGUUUAGACCUGGGAAACAGAACAAAGAUUGGGCAGAAGGGCUCUUCUGGGUUAUCUCGAGCUGUCUCUGCUUUUGGUGUAGUAGGCUUUGUCAGGUUUUUAGAAGGCUACUACAUUGUGUUAAUAACAAAAAGAAGAAAAAUGGCAGAUAUUGGAGGUCAUGCAAUAUAUAAAAUAGAAGAUACAAAUAUGAUCUACAUUCCAAAUGACUCUGUAAGAGUCACUCAUCCUGAUGAAGCCAGGUAUCUGAGAAUCUUUCAAAAUGUGGACCUUUCUAGCAACUUCUAUUUUAGUUACAGCUAUGAUCUAUCUCACUCCCUUCAGUAUAAUCUUACUGUCCUGAGAAUGCCACUUGAGACAUUAAAAACUGAAACAACUCAGACCCGUCAAGAGAGUUUUGAUAUAUUUGAAGAUGAAGGACUUUCAACACAGGGUGGAAGUGGUGUAUUUGGGAUUUGCAGUAAGCCUUACGAAAAGUAUGUGUGGAAUGGCAAGCUUCUGGAUGCAGUAAAAAAUACUAUUCAUCGUGACUGGCUGCUGUAUAUUAUUCAUGGAUUCUGUGGGCAAUCAAAACUGUUAAUAUAUGGUCGCCCUAUAUAUGUCACUCUCAUAGCCAGAAGAUCAAGCAAAUCCCCCGGAGAUGUUGCUAAUGAAGUGGAAACUGAACAAAUACUUUAUGAUGCUUCAGUUAUGUCAUUUUCUGCAGGGAGUUAUUCUUCCUACGUUCAGGUUCGAGGAUCUGUCCCUCUGUACUGGUCUCAAGAUAUUUCAACUAUGAUGCCUAAGCCACCCAUAACAUUGGACCAAGCAGAUCCUUUUGCACAUGUUGCUGCUCUUCACUUUGACCAAAUGCUUCAGAGAUUUGGCUCUCCCAUUAUUAUUUUGAAUCUUGUGAAGGAACGUGAAAAAAGAAAGCACGAAAGGAUUCUUAGUGAAGAACUUGUUGCUGCUGUGACAUAUCUCAACCAGUUUUUACCCCCAGAGCAUGCAAUUAUAUAUAUACCCUGGGAUAUGGCCAAAUACACAAAAAGCAAACUUUGCAAUGUCCUUGAUAGACUGAAUGUGAUUGCAGAAAGUGUAGUAAAGAAAACUGGAUUUUUUGUAAAUCGGCCUGAUUCCUACUGCAGUAUCUUGCGGCCAGAUGAAAAGUGGAAUGAACUGGGAGGUUAUGUUGUUUCCACUGGUCGCUUGCAGACUGGAGUUCUCCGAACCAAUUGUGUGGACUGUUUAGAUCGCACUAACACAGCCCAGUUUAUGGUGGGAAAAUGUGCUUUGGCAUACCAACUCUAUUCACUGGGAUUGAUUGAUAAACCAAAUUUACAAUUUGAUACAGAUGCUGUUAGAUUAUUUGAAGAACUAUACGAAGAUCAUGGAGACACGCUUUCUCUGCAAUACGGAGGUUCUCAGCUUGUCCACAGAGUAAAAACCUAUAGAAAGAUAGCUCCAUGGACUCAGCAUUCCAAAGAUAUUAUGCAAACACUCUCAAGAUAUUACAGUAAUGCUUUCUCAGAUGCAGACAGGCAAGAUUCUAUCAAUCUCUUUCUGGGAGUAUUCAAGCCUACAGAAGGAAAACCUCAUCUCUGGGAACUUCCCACUGAUUUUUAUUUGCAUCACAAGAACACCCUCAGUCUGUUACAGACCAGGCGAAGCUAUACUUACUGGUGGACCACAGGUGUGCUAAAGCAUUUACCUCUUCCUUUUGAUGAAGUGACAUGUGCUGAAAACAGACGGAAGUUGACAGUGAAAAAAUUCCACAAGUAUGAAGAGGAAAUUGAUAUCCACAAUGAGUUUUUUCGGCCGUAUGAGUUGAGCAGUUUUGAUGAGACCUUCUGCUUGGCAAUGACCAAUUCUACACGAGAUUUUAUGCCUAAGAAUGUGGGGAUUGAUCCAAGUCCAUUUACUGUUCGUAAACCUGAUGAAACUGGAAAAUCAGUGUUGGGGAACAAAAGUAAUAGAGAAGAAACCGUGCUGCAGCGCAAAACAGCUGCUAGUGCUCCUCCACCCCCAAGUGAGGAAGCAGUGUCAAGUAGUUCUGAAGAUGAUUCUGGGACAGACAAAGAAGAUGAAGGUGCUGUUUCUCAACGUUCAACUCCAGUAAAGGUGACUGAUACAGGAGACAAUACAAAAAUCACAGAGAAUGUAGUGCAAUCAACAAAAGAUGUGUAUGGAGUCAAUCUUUCAGAUGUUCCUUCGGAAGAUGAUCUCACAAUAUACGCUAGGUUUGUUCAACUGGGACAGAGUCAGCAUAAGCAAGACAAGAGCAGCCAGCAGUUUUGCUCAAAACACCACUUGGAUAGGGUUAUAAAUUUAAUACCCAUCUCCUCCUUUUCUCAAGACAAUAUUUACGAAGUCCAGCCUCCAAGAGCUGAUAGGAAAUCAAUAGAGAUUUUUCAUGCGCACAUUCAGGCUGGAAGAGGAAACAUGCAGCCACUGGGAAAAGAUGACUUCCUUAUGUACAGAGAGUACAUUCGAAACAGAUACUUGUAAAUACAGGUUGGAUUCUCCUGCCAAGUCUACUGUACUGAUAGGUCAUAAAAAUAAUUUUAGAAAGAAAACCUAGUUUGGUAUUUUGCAGCAAUAAAUUUAUUAUCUAACAUUUCUAUUUAUUAUGCUUUACUAUUAUACAUUUACAGAAUUGUGCUUUACAGGAAAAAAGUGAUUUGAUAUCUGCUCUUCAGCUGAAAGAGAAAGUGUAUCUUGAGAGACUAAGUGAGUAGUCAGAGCACCUACAGUCACUGAAGAGUAUGUAGCAAUUUAUGGCAAAGAAAAUACUGCAUCUUUAGGUUUUAUAUUUGUUUCUUACAUUGUUAUGUUUGCUAGUAAAUUUGAAGUGAUUUGUACAUAAGAAUCAGAAGAUAAUCGUUUUCUUCCUCUGUUCCAUGACAGCAAACAAUCUUUUUUUACAACAGAAUGUUUUCUGAUAUUUCUUGAUUUUUAGCAAACUGAGUGCUAAAAUGACUGCUUGUAAUUUACUGCUUUCUUAAGCAAAAGUGAAAAAUAUGUGGCUUAUUUCAAAAUCAAAAUUUGCAUCUAGACUAACAAACUUUGUAACCCUAAUUUGUGUCAAAACUCAUCUCCCUGGUGCUAAUAGCUACAGAAUCUGUGCCACAUGCAGGGUGAAAAUGGCUUGUGACUAAUUAUCAUGGGCUUCUAGUAGGAAUCUGAGGUGAACCACUUACUGACUGCAUCUGCAAAUGAAGGAAUGCUCUCCACUUUACUGGGUUCGGACUCUUAGAGGGCGCAAAACCAUCCUGUUGUUUUUCUGUAUGACAGGCGUUAUCCUUUUUGCAGCAUACUCUUUCCAUCCCUGUAUUUGUGCUCCUGCGAGAUGCUUUCAGGUUCAAGCCUACAGCCUCCCAAGAAACCAGUAUCAGUAAGUGAGGUAUAGAGACUGGAUCAGCUGGGGUGGUCACGCAAGAGGAAGCAGUAGUUGGGUUAGGCAAGACUGAACAUCAUGCCUGGUGCUAGGUAAGAAGUGGAGAGGCAGCAGGUAACUGAAAUAGGUUGUUUAAUUUGGGCUUGUGAUUAAAAGAUUUCUCAAAUUUAAAAAAAAAAAGAGGGGGAAACCCUAUUAUUUGCAAUUACAAGCUAAAAUUCCCAACACUGCUUUCUAGCCCUUUGCCUUGAAGAAUACCGACAGUGCCAGCAGAAUCCUUGACAAAUCAUGUUAUUCCACAAGCUUGUACAGACCAUAUUUCAGGAUUUUCUGGAAUAACUGAGUAACUGUUUUAGGGAUGUCAGCCAACUACAUGUACUAUGUAGAAAACAUGUUUGCAUUCAUAGUCAAUUGCUUGCAGGCGGCUACCCCAGAUUCUUGGCUGCAUGCUGCAAACAUAUUCUGAAUAUGUGUGCCUAUCUUAUGCAGUAAGUUGCACUUCCGUCAGUAAUUCAAUGAAAGAAAAGAUGCAGUGGAUGAAGGGAAAAGAUAGAAGUUUCUUGUGAUGGAAGUCUGUGUGUUUCAGGGAGUGACUUGUAUGCAGUCAGUGAGAGAACAUGGUACCUCAAGCUACCAAAAAAAUUUGGUGUCCAUUCCCUUUUGUUAAUUGAUUAAUACUGUUUUGAGAGAAAUUAAUGUAUUUUAGGAGAUGCGAGAAUGAAAUGUUGCUUUAGAUAAUACUUCAUUGCAACUGUCAAUGUUUUCUUUUCUCUGGGAAAAAAACUGUGCUGAAUUCUUUUGUCCAAUAUGAAAAACACUUUGAAGGAAUAAAUGCUUGCUUUGGAAAAAUGUAGAGCUGGAGUCCUUACCCUAAUGAGGCAAAUGCAUGCUUUUCUUGCUGCACUUAAACUAUUUCAA
Molecule: messenger RNA, 4474 nt
Organism: Aptenodytes forsteri (emperor penguin)
Lineage: Eukaryota; Metazoa; Chordata; Aves; Sphenisciformes; Spheniscidae
Gene: FIG4
Product: FIG4 phosphoinositide 5-phosphatase
Exons: 23
Coding region: 1-2667 (888 amino acids)
Biological process (GO): phosphatidylinositol dephosphorylation
Cellular component (GO): intracellular membrane-bounded organelle
Molecular function (GO): phosphatidylinositol-3,5-bisphosphate 5-phosphatase activity
Source: RefSeq, a predicted model, not a curated record